This is a messenger RNA of Colletotrichum aenigma, 804 nucleotides long. RefSeq names its product 3-oxoacyl-[acyl-carrier-protein] reductase FabG (gene fabG-1). NCBI's taxonomy places the organism in Eukaryota, Fungi, Ascomycota, Sordariomycetes, Glomerellales, Glomerellaceae. Gene Ontology annotation, molecular function: oxidoreductase activity. Bases 1 to 804 code for a protein of 267 amino acids. The transcript is spliced from 3 exons. The record is from RefSeq and is a predicted model, not a curated record.
AUGGCUCAAAACGGCACCCACGACGAUAUAGUCAUCGCCUCCUACCCGGAUCUUAGGGACAAGAUUGUCUUCCUUACCGGUAUUGGGCAGUCAGGCGAUCAGGAAAUGUGGGGGAAUGGCGCCGCCACGACACGCCUCCUAGCCAAGCAAGGAGCCAAGAUCUUCGGCUGCGAUCUCUACCUGGAGCCUGCCCAACACACGCAAAUGCGUAUUGUUGCUGAGGGCGGAGACGUGACCGUUGUGGCCGCUGAUGUCACAAAUGACGAGAGUGUCAAGUCGGCCGUGGACGCCAACGUUGGCCGAUCAGAGCCUGGUGGCCCCGCUGAGAUGACAGAGAAGGUCUGGGAUGCUCAGACCAAUGUCAACCUCAAGUCUGUCUACCUCUGCUGUCACCAUAUUCUUCCACUGAUGGAGAAACAAUGUUCAGGAGCUGUGGUAAAUGUGGCCUCGAUUGCCGGUCUGCGGUAUAUCGGCAAGCCCCAAGUUGCAUAUGCCGCCACCAAAGCCGCCGUCAUUCAAUUCACUAAGGCCACGGCGGUUAUUUACGCAUCCAAGAAUAUCAGGAUGAACGUGGUCGUGCCCGGUCUCAUGAACACAUCUCUGGUUGGUAUGCUAGCCGACAAGUAUGCCGGUGGCGAUGUUGAGGGCUUCAAGGCGAAGAGAAACAAAGCUGUACCCAUGGGCAGGAUGGGUGACUCAUUUGAUGUCGCCAUGACGGCUCUGUUCUUGGCAUCAUCACAAUCCAGAUACAUCACCGGUCAGAAGAUUGUGGUUGACGGCGGUAUCACUUCGUCUACCGGUUGA